Molecule: messenger RNA, 4869 nt
Organism: Frieseomelitta varia
Lineage: Eukaryota; Metazoa; Arthropoda; Insecta; Hymenoptera; Apidae
Exons: 8
Coding region: 127-2019 (630 amino acids)
Source: RefSeq, a predicted model, not a curated record
CUUUUUUUUUCUUUUUACUUCAGGGAGCAGACGAUCGCUCGAAAAUGGGGUUGAAACGACGGCGGAACAAAGCAGGGCACCGAUGAAGUGAUCGAUCUGGACCGCGAGCGUGGGCGUUUGAAGAAAAUGAUGACUGCCAUGGCCAGAUUGCCUUGCAAACAGACCUCGCCAUCGCAACAGCCGCGAGUGAACAAUUUCGGGAACAGUCGGAACACCUACUGGAACAUGCAGACCAGGCAUCCAGCACCUCCCUACGUCAGGAAUCAUCAACGACACACCGAUCACACCGGGAAGCGGAAGAGCGCUGUGGAACUGCUGCAGGAGACGAAGGCGUUCUACGUGAAGAGCGAGACCGUGCUGGACCGGAAACAGGAGCUGAAGAACAGCGGUCAUCUUCAGGUCUCGCAGCUGAGCGCGCCAAGCGCGCCACCCAGGCUGCUGAGAAAAUGCGGGAACACGCCGACCUGUUCGAUGCAACCGACGUCGCCGUCGCAGCUGCCACCUGCUCCGAUGACGCCACCUUGUUGUUGGGCAUCGUGCCACGAACAGGACAGGCCGGACGGAAUUCUGAGUCCUCAACAAACACUGCCACCCGCACUGCCACCGAAGAGUCCGCGUUUGGUUCCUGUUCCGCAGCGGCGCACGAUUUCGGGGCCGCCGAGCAGCACCGGUGGAGAUCAACUGCAGACGAAAUUACGACGGUUGUUGAACACCGAUAGCAAGGAGAACGUCUUCUUCCCGGACAGUCCGACGCAGACGAUCGUUCAGACGAACGGUAUUCCGCAGGAGGAGAAAUUCCGAUAUUCUCCUGGAAGUCUGUCGCCCAAUUUUCGCGAGGAUGAUCGUGUAAAGCUUGGUGUUGUACAUAUAGUUCGUGUUCGAAAGAAGAUCAACCAUUGCACGCAAGAUGUUCGCUUCAAAUUUGGCCGUAGCAAUUCGCAUUCGCAUACAUCCGGAAGAUCUGGAAGGAAAUCGACCAGCUCGCAAUCGGUGGAGAACACCGUGUGUCACAAAUCUUUGCCCGACCUCCAUACUAGCACGCGACGACGAGCGUCCCUGUCGCCACGUGCAUCGACCAAGUCAUCUAAGCCAUCCGGUCAUCAUCAAUCGUCGAGCAAUUGCCCGGAUUGUGAAACUAGUUCGGACUAUUCAGAGCACAGUUUCAAACGAGAUGCAGUCUGUUAUCGCAGUUGUUACUAUUCCAGUUCUAGACACAUCAGACGUUCGUUAGGUUCAGGUGGUGGCGAUGCGAGUAGCGUGUUGUCUGCCGGCGGUCGAACGCAAAAAUCGUCAGGCUCCAGCAAGUUAAGUCACGGAGCUACAGCGAGAGAUUCCGGAGGAUCGUCUGGACACUGUACACCUCGUAGCGAGCCUCCGCCAGUGAUACAAGAUUGCUGGAGUCAUAUACGUCGGGACAGCGGUGCAUCUACUCAACACUCGACGGAAAAAGAUCGUUCAAGAAGAGGUAGUUACGCUAACGGUACCCCACCAUCUGUUGUAAGACGCUACAGUCCUGAUUCUGAGAGCAGCAACAGUCAAACAGAUUAUAGUCCGACGUGUAACUCAAGGUUUUCCGAUGGCUGGAAAGAAGGUCGCGGCAGACCAAUUCUGAGAUCGAAAUCGGAUAUUAGCGAUCGCUAUUGGCGUCAGGAUAAUGGUCGAUCCAAUAAAGUACCUGCACGACCCCCACGGUCGAUCACCCAACUCGAGAACUUCUUUGACUGUUUAGGUCUCGAUUCGGAAAAUUAUCAACGUAUUACAAAACCGGACUCGAAAUCGUCGUCUCCUGUAUUUUUCGAUAGCGUUAGCUCCGUCGAUUCGGCGUUAGGUCUUUACUCGUGGGCUGGGAACAACCAAACGAAUCAGAGUAGUCAGUGGCAGAACAAUGAUUGCAGCGUCGGUAUGGGUAACGACGACUCUAACCAGAGGGUCAACGAUCCACCGAGCAUCGUCGAGCGUAACGCUCGAAUAAUUAAAUGGCUCUGUCAGUGCCGAAAAGUGCAGUUUGGAUUUAGUUAAGCAACGCGUUUAGAAAGAGGACAAUCGAUUCUCCAGUCUUAGUAACGUGCAUUCAAGUCAACGAAAGUAGAGUUUUCUCAUCUUGCCAACGAUUCAUUUCUCUACCUGUUACAGAAAUCUUUGCUUUGAGUUGGCUGGAAAACAGCAUGAAUGCAAGCGAGUAUUUUUCCCCCUGCUUUUCUUUUCUUCAAUUACCAAUGCUACAGCGUGUAGCCUGUUAAUUUAUCUUUCUCUUUUUCCUUUUACUUUAUAAGCAUAUGUGCCAUCUACUUAUACAACUUGUUAUGCAUUUGCGUUGCAGUUUUAAAUUGUCAUUGAAACUUCUUAGUGUAACAUUCUGUUUUUACUGAUGUGUUUUUGACAAAAUUUGUACAUAUACAGAAUCUAGAGUUGUCGAUUAUUUUCAUAUGUGUAGUAUCCUUUUGCUUGUUUGAAUAGUUUUGUUUUUAGCGGAUCACUUUAUUGCUGUAUGUUAGUUCUAUUUUUAUGACGAGUUUAUGUUCUGAUACGAAUCAGCUGAGUAUUUUUAGCGUUUUCCUUGUAACUUUGUGGUUUGUCGGUCAAGGAUGUUAUAUAUAAAAAGUAUGGAGUUUAUUGCACUGUUCUGUCUCUAAUUUAAUUAAGUAAAUUAGUCGUUGCCAAAUUUGAUUGUUAUUGCUUUUCUCGUGAAAACGUUCGCGAAUAAUCGACAUUUGUAUUAGUUUCUUAUAGAACAACAGAUUUUUUUUCUCACAUUUUUAUUUUUCAUGCCACACAUUUUAACAAUGAAUACAUUGAUUGACAUUAACAUAAUUUCUCGAGUAAUUUGAUAUUGAAUGCUAACUAAAGAUAUGGUUCGAUUUUUCUGGUUAGGAAUUGAAUUGAUAACAUCGUAGUUGUAUCAAGAGGUCGAGUUUUUAUCUUACAAUGCAGAGAAUACUUGCUGUAUUUUUUCCAGUAGCAUUAUUAUUACCAUAGUAUUAAUUCAAUCACAUUAAUGUUUUUGCUGGUGGUUCUAGAUUGUUAUAUUAAUCUGUAUUGAGCUGCAUUGUAGACAUAAUAUUGGUACAAAGUAAAAAAAGAAAUUCUAUGUGAUUUACAGAAUUUUUAAGGACUUUUCUCUGUAAAACUUUUCGCCAAUGGAAUUUAUAUAAGGAAUUUCAUAAAAUUUUCAUGUUGAUGUUAUAUCCUAUAAGUCUUGUUGAAUGAAAUUACGUUCGAUCGUUACGAAAUUAUUUUCAUAAUUAUGUAAUAUACGUAUUUUAAAACUCUUGUAACUCUUUGGAAAUUGUAAAUUUGAUUGAAAAAUUUAUCUUGUUUAUAUGAUAUAAUUAAUCUAAAUUUUAAAAGUUAAAUAUCAAUUUUAUUAUAUAAUCGGUAUUUUAUUUAUUAUAAGUAUCUACUUUGUGCCUAAAGAAAAAGUUGCGAAAUUUUAUUUUAGUAAAAAAAAAAUGUAUUCUAAUCGUUUGAUAUAUCGUAUACGUUCAAUAUUUUAUUGAUGAAGUUUUCGAUUGAAGCCUGUCUGUUUUAUAAAAUUUAAUAUUAUCGUUUAAGUAUAAAAAAAAUCGGUAAAAUCUUAUAUUUUAGAAAAUUUAAAUUAAAUACAACGUAAUUACUAAAGUCUGUAAUUAAUAAGGGAAACAUAUUGUUCGUUUAUCGCUUAAAAUAUUUUCCGAUAUACAUUCACUGUGCAAUAAUACAAAUAAUUCACUUAGAUGUUUCUUAUUUUAGGUGAUAUCUAUUAGAUCAUACUGUUUGAAAUAUUUUAAAUAUUGUGUGGCAAUCAAUUAACGAUACAUUAAUUACCACUUUAAAUGUUUGCAAUGAAAAUUGUUAAUCACGCGAUUCGAACAUUUCAACAGGAAGCAAAAAAGGAAAGAGAAGGAUGUUGUGUAAUAUAAUACAACAAGAAGUUACUCAACUACUCUCAUUUCAAGUGAUAUAGAUGUCUUAGAUACGUAGUGAGUUUGCAUAGAUCGUAAGUGAAACGUGGUAGCGCAUUGCAUUUAAAACAGGGAAAAAUAAAAAGAGUUGAUAUUACUACCCGUCUAGUAAAGUCUUGCAUUUUUUCAAGCAAAUGUAAAGUGAUGCUUGUAUCAAAUAUUAGAUGUUUCCGUAGUUACGUAACCAGUAUUUACUACAGUUAUUUACCUAACGGUUUUUGAGAUAAAUAUUAUAAAGAAUGUGUAUAAUCGAAAACAGGAGGGCUGCACUGGCAGCCGCUGGGUAAAAGUGUUAUUGCACAAAAAUCGAGCAUAGAGUACGUAUGCUUACAAGAAGCAUUUUGCUUAUAACUUUUUGAGCUAAAGCACUGUUUCAUGUAUGUAUAUUAACGAUGUUUGGUGGUAUUUAAUUACCUGAAAGUUUUUAUUCCCAAAAUUAAAAUUCUUGCCUUGUAAUAAAAAAAAGAAAAAAAAAUAGAAUUCAUAAUAUAUUUUUGUUAGUUGUAACGACUCGCAUCUUGGUUAAUAAUCUUAUAAAAUGUUUGAAAAAUAAAACUUUUAAAUGUAGUUGCAAAUUAGUUAUUGUAGGACGUAGAGAGUAUAGUGUUGAAUAUCCUCGACAUGUUAUUUUCAAAAAGUUUUAAGCAAACUAAUUAAAUUAACACUGUAUGUUACUUCUUGAGAAUAUAAGCACAAGGUGUGUUCUAUUUCUACUCUAUUUAAGGUCUAAGCUCAUCAAAUUAUGGAAAAAAAUGUUCGUUUAAGUAUGUUCGAAAUUUAUUUGUGUUUCAAUUCGUUUCUUAGAUGUUUAAAAAUUUACUACUUACGGUGUACAUUCCACUUCUUUGCACAUAUAUAUGUGAAUCUCAAGAAGUAAAAUGAUAGCAUAAGUUUCUAUUACUUUUUCAAUAGAAUUAUGUUUCCUGUA